GGCCAAAAAUGGUGGCCAGAUAACCCAAAUAUAAUUAAAUAUUUGGAUCUUUCAGUUAAAAAAAUCACAACUAGACACCAUCUAAAGGAAAGAGAACCUACCACCAAGAACAACUAGACACUAAAAGACAACAUUUGUUUUGCCUACAAUGCAUCAAGCUAGCUAGCCGGCAAACAAUUAAAAGGCCGGCCAAAAUAAACAAAUGGAUAUCCAUCGGUGCAAUCAAAAGUCAAAUGCUCAAUGGAUCCGAAGAUGCUUUUCCUCACCAUAAAGUAAUGCAGAUGAUGAACUGAUCGUCUCAUCGGCAUAUGCAAGUCAAGCAAAGCUACAUCUCGAGAUGGCAGCGGAGCCUCUCUCCAAUGGCGCCGCCCACCAGUCAGUGCCUGGACGCUACAUACUCCCGGUGCACAAGAGGCCGUCUUCUUCCGUGAAGGGCAAGGUGGCGCCGCCGGUGCUGCCUAUAGUUGAUCUUGGCGGAGACGACGACGUCAGGAUCGCCGAGGAGAUCUUCCGUGCAGGGCGGGAGUUCGGGUUCUUUCAGGUGGUCAACCACGGCGUGCCGGAGGAGGUGAUGGGCGCCAUGAUGCGCGCCGCGGAGGAUUUCUUCGGGCUGCCGGCGGAUGAGAAGAUGGUGUACUACUCGACCGACGGCAAGAAACUCCCGCGGUUCCACACAAGCACCCGGAACGGCGACGGCGAGGAGUUCCUGUACUGGCGGGACUGCCUCAAGAUUGGCUGCCACCCGCCGGAGUGGCCGCACAAGCUCGGGGCGGCGCUGGAGCCGUACACGGCCGCCGUGACGGCAGUGGCGCGGCGCGUUCUGCGCCUCGCCGCGGUCGGUCUGGGGCUCGAGGAGGAACACUUCGAGGGGUCACUCAGCGGCGGCGGGAUGAUGAACGUGAACCACUACCCGCCGUGCCCGGACCCGAGCCUCACCCUCGGCACCGGGCCGCACUGCGACCCCGGCCUCGUCACCGUGCUCAUGGAGAACGUCGGCGGCGGCCUACAGAUGCUGCUCCACGGCGACGGCGAUGCUGGCGGCAGCGGGAUGUGGGUAGACGUGGAAGCCGCGCCGGGGGCGCUGGUCCUCAACUUUGGCCAUCAGAUGGAAGUGAUCAGCAACGGACGCCUGCGCAGCGGCGAGCACCGGGUCGUCACCGGCGCGCGCGCCGCGCGGACCUCGCUGGCUUCGUUCGUGUGGCCCGAGCUUGAGUGCGCCGUCGCGACGGCGCAGGAGCUGGUGCUGGCCCCAGGUGAGGUGCCUCUGUACAGGCCCUACUCGUACGGCGAAUUUCUCGGCGUGUACGUCGCCGAGGCUGGGCACAGGGACGCCGUCAUGGCGCAUUUCAAGCACUGAUCACCUGUCAGCUUAAUUUCUUGCACAUGCAUUUCUUCUUCCAGCAAAUCUGAGCAAAGGUUUUUCUUAUGGUGUCAGUAAAGUUUUUCGAAGUUGAUUUUCGGACAGAAAUUAUAACUCAAAUGGGUUAUAUUCUUGUUCCUGAUGGUGUAAUUGUGGAUAUGUCUCAGUAGAUGAUAUAUUCAUUUGAUCUUGCAUGAAAAUUUAUAUAAUUUUUUUACUUUCAGUUA
Hordeum vulgare subsp. vulgare (domesticated barley) is the source of this 1587-nucleotide messenger RNA. RefSeq names its product 2'-deoxymugineic-acid 2'-dioxygenase-like. Bases 338 to 1357 code for a protein of 339 amino acids. The transcript has a single exon. The record is from RefSeq and is a predicted model, not a curated record. Lineage: Eukaryota; Viridiplantae; Streptophyta; Magnoliopsida; Poales; Poaceae.